This is a messenger RNA of Phanerochaete carnosa HHB-10118-sp, 381 nucleotides long. RefSeq lists its product as uncharacterized. The annotation marks the transcript as partial. The record is from RefSeq and is a predicted model, not a curated record. Gene Ontology annotation, cellular component: GATOR1 complex. Lineage: Eukaryota; Fungi; Basidiomycota; Agaricomycetes; Polyporales; Phanerochaetaceae. The transcript is spliced from 2 exons. Gene Ontology annotation, biological process: cellular response to amino acid starvation; negative regulation of TORC1 signaling; TORC1 signaling.
AUGAGCGAGACACUGCUGGCCGUCCUGCUCGUCACGUCCUCAGCAAAGGGUUCUAGUCUCGUCUAUCGAUGGCCGCCACAUCCUGCCACUCGCCCUAGGCUCGCACGCCCGCUUCCCACACACGACGCGACCUGCGUACACGCCGACAACCCUUGGCGCGCCGCACACGCCUCCCAGCCAUCCAAUCCAUGCAACGAAUACGGCCAGCACGAGCUGGACAUUCACGAACACGACGAGCUGCUGGGAUACUCUGCCGAGUUCCUUGCCAGCCUGCUAUGUCCACACUCAGCCAUGUGCCACCAGAAGUUCGAGCUCGUGGUCGACGAGCUGGCAUUCAUCGGCCAUCCAGUGUGCGCCGAGGAGGACGGCGGCUGGCGGUUC